This is a messenger RNA of Entrophospora candida, 706 nucleotides long. NCBI's taxonomy places the organism in Eukaryota, Fungi, Glomeromycota, Glomeromycetes, Entrophosporales, Entrophosporaceae. The record is from the annotation of a GenBank genome assembly.
AUGUCAUAUAAUCUUGUUGUUCUUGGAGAUAUUAAUGUUGGAAAGACUGCACUCAUAAUUCAGACCUAUGACCCGACAAUUGUAAUUUCAUAUAAAAAACAAGCAGUAAUUGAUGGUCAACCCUGUGUAAUAUAUGUGCUGGAGACUGCAGGUCAAGGGGAGCACACACCACUUUGGGAUCAAUGGAUCAGAGAUGGAGAAGGAUUUCUUCUGGUGUACUCUGUAUCAUCACAUUCAACAUUUGAACAAGUAGAAAGGUUUAAAAAUCAAAUAGUAAGAAUAAAAGGCUCUAAUAAAAUUCCACUUAUACUUGUAGGAAAUAAAUCUGAUGAGCAUACAGAACAGGAGGUAUCAAGGGAAGAAGGAAUGAAUAUGGCAAAGAGACUUGGCUGUGAAUUUUUUGAAAGUUCGGCAAAAACACUUGUAAAUGUAGAAAGGCCAUUUUACACAGUGGUUCAAAUGAUAAAGCAAAAGGAGGAAAAAUGGUUUAAAAAUCAACUUAAAAGGGAAUGUAUUUUAUUUCUUGAUUAUAAAUACUUUCAAAAUAUUAAAAUUAUUGAUGGUGGAUCAUUCGGAAUAAUUUCUUGUGCAUCUUCAAAGCAUCAUCAAGGGCUUGUGGCAUUGAAAUCCAUUAAUAUUGACCAAAAAUAUACUUUUGAACAACUUCUUAAUGAGGCAAAACAACAUUGUAAAGUAGAACAUCACA